Messenger RNA from Penicillium taxi, 1872 nucleotides. Its product is annotated as putative flavin-binding monooxygenase. NCBI's taxonomy places the organism in Eukaryota, Fungi, Ascomycota, Eurotiomycetes, Eurotiales, Aspergillaceae. Gene Ontology annotation, molecular function: N,N-dimethylaniline monooxygenase activity; flavin adenine dinucleotide binding; NADP binding. The record is from RefSeq and is a predicted model, not a curated record. The transcript has 5 exons. The coding region runs from base 1 to 1872 and encodes 623 amino acids.
AUGGCACCAACACUGACAGGUGGGAACCCGCACAUUGUCCAUCUGCCUUCGACGACUGCAUCAUCACCCUCUGAGCCCCGUACAAUCAUACAGCAAUGGUUCACAGCUCUGGAAAACCAACUGUCUCAGCCUCACUCCAUUGAUCUGAUAAACCUCUUUCACUCAGAAUCAUGGUGGCGUGAUAUGAUUGCUCUUGAUUGGGACAUGCGUACUAUGCACACAGCUGCUGAAAUUCAAGACGUCCUACGCAAGCGACAGAGCCAGGCACGACUUUCUCACUUUCAACUGCAGGACAAAGGUCAAUUUAAGCCGAAGUUCGAGCAUGUCGUAGACGGAAUUUGCUGGAUUUCUAGUAUGUUCUUUUUUGAGACUGCCGUUGGGAAGGGUGCGGGUAUGGUGCGCUUGACGCAGACUGCGGAGGGUGGGCCAUGGAAGGCAUAUGCUGUGUAUACUUCCUUACAGAAACUUAAGGGCGUAGAUGAACCUCUUGGUAAACUUCGGCCCGAGGGGACGACUGAAUCUAUGCCUGGUGGUCUCGCUGGUGGGACUUGGAUCGAGCGACGGGAGCGACAGAAGGAGUUUUUGGAUGAGGAGCCCGUGGUUUUGGUCGUUGGAGCUGGGCAGUCAGGUCUGAAUAUGGGUGCUCGGCUGCAGAGCCUUGGUCUUUCUUGUCUAAUUGUAGACAAGCAGGAGCGUAUUGGUGAUAACUGGCGCAAUCGCUACAGGACUCUUGUUACUCAUGACCCAGCUGAGUUCACCCACAUGGCCUACCUGCCAUUCCCGCAGAACUGGCCUCAGUUUACCCCGAAAGAUAAACUUGGAGACUGGUUCGAAGCUUACGCAAGCAUCAUGGAGCUCAAUGUCUGGCUCCGAACAUCCGUGGCAUCAGCUGAACGCAACGACGCAACAUCCACAUGGAAUAUCACCGUCUCUCGCGGCGACGGAUCUCUGCGUACACUCCAUCCACGCCAUGUUAUCUGGUGCACUGGGCACUCGGGCGAGGCACUUAUUCCAAAAUUUCCAGGACAGGAUUCUUUCCAAGGCGUGGUGUAUCAUGGCAGCCAACAUCGUGAGGCUUCCGAGUCCGACGUCCAUGGCAAGAAGGUUAUUGUUGUCGGAACUGGUAAUAGUGGACACGACAUUGCUCAAAACUACUACGAGAAUGGAGCAGAUGUGACAAUGUUACAGCGCAGUGGAACCUAUGUGAUCAGCGCCGAUAAAGGAGUCCACAUGAUGCACGAAGGAAUGCACGAGGAUGGCGGUCCCCCAACGGAAGAGGCAGAUAUCGUAUCUGAAAGCCUUCCAAACCCUGUGCAAUUCGCCUUGGGUGAACACUUUACCCAGCGUGUCGCAGCUACUGACAAAGAAACUCUUGACGGUCUUCGUCGUGCAGGCUUUAAACUUGACUUUGGCCCCAACGGAGCAGGAAUUCUGUGCUUAUAUUACACUCGGGGUGGUGGGUACUAUAUUGAUGUUGGUUGUAGUCAGCUCAUCGUAGAUGGCAAGAUCAAAAUCAAGCAAAGUCCCAACGGCAUCAAUGGGUUCGGGCCUCGAGAGCUGCAUUUGGCAGACGGCAGUAGCCUUCCAGCAGAUAUUGUGGUCUUGGCUACCGGAUAUGAUACCAUGCGUUCAACUGUGCGUAAGGUGCUUGGUGAUAAGAUCGCCAAUAGAUGUGUGGAUGUUUGGGACUUGGACGAAGAGGGAGAACUUCGCGGGGUGUGGCGUCCCAGUGGCCAGCAGGGAUUCUGGUAUUUUGGAGGAAACCUUGCUAUUUGUCGGAUUUACUCUAAGUUCCUAGCCCUGCAAAUCAAGGCGGUUGAAAAUGGUCUUUCGACGGGAAUCAGGCAGCAACAAAGCGAAGUAAAGAUAUAG